Molecule: messenger RNA, 569 nt
Organism: Aspergillus steynii IBT 23096
Lineage: Eukaryota; Fungi; Ascomycota; Eurotiomycetes; Eurotiales; Aspergillaceae
Exons: 2
Coding region: 194-541 (115 amino acids)
Molecular function (GO): hydrolase activity
Source: RefSeq, a predicted model, not a curated record
UAUCUAUACAGUAUCGAUGCGGUUAUCGGAGCAACCGACAACCAGCCUGGCCAAGCGAAGAUGCUAGAAAUUACUGUCGAUUGAGUUGAUUGAAGAUUUUCACGAUAUUUUGCGGUUGUUCGGCAACAAUCGUGAGUCGAAAUGAAUCACCUCGCAUUUCAUGAAUUAUUAAUGGUUGUCGGGCAUUUUGAACAUGGCACAAAAUCCCUCCGAUGGUACUCCUGUCGAAUUGCUUGAUGCGUUUGUGAAAUGCUAUUAUCCGAACCCUGAGGACGUGAAGAGUGUUUUGGCUUCGCCGGCCUUGAUCCCGGCUGAGAAGUUCUCGGAUAGGAUUCUUCUCGUUACUGCGGCAUGUGAUCGUCUCUGUCUUGAAGGAGAAGCGCUUGGGAAUAGAAUCAAAGAUGGGACAACGAAACUUGUCAAUAUGCAUAGGUAUGAUGGCUGUGCGCAUGCAUUUGACAAGGCGUAUGAGAAGGGAUCUGUCCAGGAGAGGGCGAAAGAUGACCUGUACGAAAAGGCAGCCCUGUUUCUGUCGGAGUGAUUAACUGUGUCCGUUGAGAUUACAGAAU